This is a messenger RNA of Osmerus eperlanus (European smelt), 1074 nucleotides long. Its product is annotated as 2-oxoglutarate receptor 1-like. The transcript has a single exon. The coding region runs from base 28 to 1029 and encodes 333 amino acids. Gene Ontology annotation, molecular function: G protein-coupled receptor activity. The record is from RefSeq and is a predicted model, not a curated record. NCBI's taxonomy places the organism in Eukaryota, Metazoa, Chordata, Actinopteri, Osmeriformes, Osmeridae. Gene Ontology annotation, biological process: G protein-coupled receptor signaling pathway. Gene Ontology annotation, cellular component: plasma membrane.
CUCUCCACACCCACUCCAACACCUACCAUGUCUGCUAGUCCGAUCUACUACAAUGUCGAGACAGACCCCAACUGCACCAAUGUGGACAGAUUAACAAAACGCUAUUAUCUGCCCGUCAUGUACACCCUCAUCUUCAUUGUGGGCCUGGUGGGUAACCUCCUCGCCAUUAGCACAUACCUGGUGAAGUUACGACCGUGGACAAGCAGCAGCAUCAUCAUGGUGAACCUGGCGGUGACCGACCUCCUCUACGUCCUCAGCAUGCCCUUCCUGGUCUACUACUACACCAACGGAGACUCGUGGACCCUAGGAGACUUCAUGUGUCGCUUUGUACGGUUUGGCUUCCAUUUCAACCUGUACGGCAGCAUCCUCUUUCUCACCUGUCUGGCCGUGUUCCGAUACAUGGUGGUGAAAUACCCUCUGAGGACCCCGCAGAUACAGCAGAAGAGAUGGAGCAUCCUGGCAUGUGCGUUGGUCUGGGUGAUUGCCGCCGCUGAGGUUAUUCCCAUGCUAACUAUGAUAAGUUUGGUAGAGACUAACAACAAGACAUACUGCCUGGACUUUGCCAGUAACGACCCUGCUGUGCUGUGGUGGUACGGCUGGCUUCUCACAGUCAUGGGGUUUCUCCUGCCUCUAGUGGUGGUGUGUGUGUGUUGUGCCGGCAUCUUCCGAGAGCUGGCUAAAGGGCCGUACACGCAGAACCCCAGGCGGGCGCGAGCACGCCGCACCAACGUGGUGAUACUGGCCGUGUUUGUGGUGUGCUUCCUCCCCUACCACGUUCUGCGCGUGCUGAGAGUGGACACGCGCAGGAAGCCGGAGACGCCGUGCAUGCUGGAACGUGGAGUCCACGCGGCCUACAUCCUCUCUCGACCUCUGGCGGGUCUCAAUACCUUCUUCAACCUGGCACUGUACACACUGGCAGGAGACAAGUUUCAACAAGCCUUCCAAAGUAUGUUCAAACUGAAAAACGCCAAGUCCAGAUUUAAUUUGGCAGUCAUCUCCAGACCCAACACUGCCACUGAAAGCAUGUAGCUGUCUAUCAGAAUUUGGUCGAUACGAUACUAUACAUUUCUUGUG